AAAACCGAGCUCAUACAUACGAAUGCGAAAUCACGUUAUCAUAUAGCUUUGUUCGUAUUACCAUCCAUUGUAAUAGAUGCUCGGACAUAUUUCACUUUUUAUGACAUUGAAAAAUUUUUAGGCAAUGUUUUUAUCUUCAUAAAUAACACAUUUUGUUAAAUUUUAACACGCGUUACCACAUAACUGUACGCAAUGAUCGUACUGUACGUCGUCCUAUGUUUUAGUAUACGAGCCUAUCGAGCUACCCCUUUGUACCUGGAAAUUCAUCAUCGAGAUCCACUAACUGGGGAUAUCCUAAGCACUACUGAGAUGGAAAUCGAAAAUGAUAUAAAUCACGACGAGAAAGAUAUCCAGCCACAAAUUCAUAGUUCGUCAGAAGAAGAAAUAAAUCCGGUAGCGUUAGAAUACUAUUACGGUUGUUCGAUGCCUCUUCCACCACCAAUAGAAAGAUCAAAUUUUGAUAAAGAAGUCGAAUCUAUACCUAUUUCAUCUGCUGUGAUAGAAAACUCGAAUACGAGUUAUAACGUAAGAGAACCAAAUUCAGCAACGGAUUCAGUAGUGGAUACGACUAUAGGAGGAGUGAACGGAUUAGUUUUACAAUUAAUGAGUUUAGGAUUUCGUGCAUUUAAUAGAUUCGUUUAAUAAAUAUAGUGUUUUUUUCUAA
Planococcus citri (citrus mealybug) is the source of this 664-nucleotide messenger RNA. RefSeq lists its product as uncharacterized. The record is from RefSeq and is a predicted model, not a curated record. NCBI's taxonomy places the organism in Eukaryota, Metazoa, Arthropoda, Insecta, Hemiptera, Pseudococcidae. The transcript has 2 exons. The coding region runs from base 193 to 642 and encodes 149 amino acids.